AUGGCGACGCCCGGCCUGAGCGACGCUCCCCUCGCCGUCCCGCCGCAGCUGCGGGACUUUUCGCUCGGGCAGCUGCAAGCCGCCCUCGUCGCACAGCUCUUUGUCGGCAUCUUCUACGCGACCCACGUCCUGUCGACGAUCCAGUACUACCGCAAGUUUGGCGGUCGCGAAGGCGACAAGAAGUCGGUCCAGGCCUACGUUGCAGUCGCGCUGUUCGUCGGGACGAUGUUCGCCGCUAUAAACCUGGCCGUAUCGUGGAGGUGGCUCACGCACACCGUCACCUACGGGUUCACGGACCUGGUCGUGAGAGACUCGGACAUCGUCUGGUCCUGGACGCUCGGGACCUUCGCGGUGACGACCGAGGCGUACUGGGUCUGGCGCGUCUACAGAGUGUCGAGGCAGAUUUUCGUGCGCGUCGUCGCCAUCACGCUCUUGGCCAUGUCGAACGCGUCGUUCAUUGCCCUGUCGUGCGUCGUCACCUCCCAGAGAUUCGGCGUCGGCAUCAGGGUCAAGCAGCUUCAGCUAUGCGCUCUCAUCGGCAUCUGGCUGCUCACGGUCGACUACAUGUGGUGCGGCGGCGUGCUCGCGUACGAGCUCGUGUGGCGUCGACGCACUCGAGUCGUCCGCUCGAACCUCGUGUCGGCCUUUACCGCCCUCGCGCUCAAGACGUCCCACCCUGCUCCAGGCUUGUUCACCAUCGCCGGCGCCAUCUGCAUCACCAUCUCUUUUCGCAACGUCGACACGGCAGCUUUCCACGCUUUCCUGUUCGUCGUCUUUCUCGUCGAGCGCGUGCGCCAUCUACAGUGCGUCCCCUCCUCCUUUCCCAUCUCGUUCGUCCUUUGCGUCUCUUUUAUCGUGUAG
Molecule: messenger RNA, 861 nt
Organism: Rhodotorula graminis WP1
Lineage: Eukaryota; Fungi; Basidiomycota; Microbotryomycetes; Sporidiobolales; Sporidiobolaceae
Exons: 9
Coding region: 1-861 (286 amino acids)
Source: RefSeq, a predicted model, not a curated record